AUGACUGGCAUGGCGGUGGCGCGGCUCGCCGUGGCCCUCCUACUGCUGGCGACGGGCUGUGCGGGGCGCGACUUCGCCGUCGGCGGCCGCGCCGGAUGGACGGCGAACCCUGCCGAGCCGUUCAACCACUGGGCCGAGCGCAAUCGCUUCCAGGUCAACGACCGUCUCGUGUUUAGGUACAAAGGGCAAGAGGACUCUGUGCUGGUGGUGAGCCCGAGCCACUACGACGCAUGCAACACCAGCGACCCCUUCAUGCGCCUCGGCGGCGGCGAAUCCGGCUUCGUCCUCUCCUACUCCGGCCCCUACUUCUUCAUUAGCGGCGACGCCGGACGCUGUCAGGCCGGCGAGCGCCUCAUCGUCGUCGUCCUCGCCGUGCGUACCCCUUCGCCUGCUCCUUCAACACCGCCGCCACCACCCAAGUCACCCCCCUCGUCGCCGCCUCCCGCUCCGGCAGCUGCGGGGAAUUCUUCUACGUCGCCACCACCGGCGCUAGCGCCGCCGGCUGCGGGAAAUUCUUCCACGUCGCCACCACCAGCGCUUGCGCCGCCGGCUGCGGGAAAUUCUUCCACUUCGCCGCCUCCGGCGCUAGCGCCGCCGGCUGCGGGGAAUUCUUCCACGUCGCCACCUCCAGCAAUAGCGCCGCCGCCGGUAACGAAUGGUACGGUGUCGCCACCGCCGAGUUCGCCAUCGUCCGCGUCAGCCUCGCGGGGCGGUUUCUUGGCGUGCCUCAUGAUAGCCGGAGCCAUAGUGCUAGCUUGA
Messenger RNA from Triticum turgidum subsp. durum (durum wheat), 759 nucleotides. Lineage: Eukaryota; Viridiplantae; Streptophyta; Magnoliopsida; Poales; Poaceae. The record is from the annotation of a GenBank genome assembly.